Molecule: messenger RNA, 864 nt
Organism: Amaranthus tricolor (Joseph's coat)
Lineage: Eukaryota; Viridiplantae; Streptophyta; Magnoliopsida; Caryophyllales; Amaranthaceae
Product: ethylene-responsive transcription factor 8-like
Exons: 1
Coding region: 71-595 (174 amino acids)
Biological process (GO): regulation of DNA-templated transcription
Molecular function (GO): DNA-binding transcription factor activity; DNA binding
Source: RefSeq, a predicted model, not a curated record
CCUCUCUUUUCUCCCACAACCUCUACUUUCUCUCUCUACCCUUUUUCAACAUUUUCUCUCCCUACAGAAAAUGGCUCCCAAAAAUCAAGACACCGCCAAACCAUCAAACCCGGCCGCCAAUCCAAAUGAGAUCCGUUUCAGAGGCGUAAGAAAGCGUCCAUGGGGAAGAUACGCCGCCGAGAUCCGUGACCCGAUCAGGAAGACACGUGUAUGGCUAGGAACCUUCAACACUGCUGAGGAAGCUGCACGUGCGUAUGAUGCUGCCGCACGUGGUUUCCGUGGAGUCAAAGCUAGGACUAAUUUUUCUUACUUAGAUCAACAACAGUGUAUCAGUAGUGGUAAUAGUAGUACUAUUGAUUCAAUCGGCACGUCAGUUGACGCGUCUCUUAAUGUUCGUAUGCUUGAGCUUUCUCUCUCUUCCGGCGGCCGAGUUGAUGUUUCAAAUGAGACUGUUAUCAGGUGUGGACGCGUAUUUGGGAGUGAUGUAGGGAUGCAGAAUCAGAAAAAGGAAUCAGCCGUUAAUUCUGGAAAAGGAGGAAGGAAUAUGGAGAUUGAUCUUGAUCUUAACCUGGGCCCACCGCAGGAAGUUAUAUGAACUCAACUUUUGAGAUUCCUAUUUAUUUUUUUUUUAAUUUUAAUUUUAGGUUAAGCUUGGGGAAAAAGAAAAAGAAAAGGAAAUGAAAUUGAUAGAGGUUAAGUAUGAGUGAGAAAGGACCGAGGAAAAGCCUUAAUUUUGUGAGGAAAGAUAAAGGUUGUGGUCUUAUCUUGUCAGAAUUUUGUAAAUAGAGUGGGUAACAAACAUCCUUUUAACUUUGUAUUUUAUCAUAAUUAAUCUAUGACAUUAUUCCGAGUAGGUGUUAAGGA